Molecule: messenger RNA, 1288 nt
Organism: Hyalella azteca
Lineage: Eukaryota; Metazoa; Arthropoda; Malacostraca; Amphipoda; Hyalellidae
Product: transmembrane protein 222
Exons: 4
Coding region: 123-704 (193 amino acids)
Source: RefSeq, a predicted model, not a curated record
AAGAACCUUGAUAUUGAAUACUAAUUUAUUGAUUUUCAUAUAAUUUCAGAGUAUGAGUAACAUUAAGUAACUAGCAGCAGACCUAAACUCUCCAUGCACAAUUUGGAUAUUCUUGCACACUGAUGGCUGACAACUGUGUGGAGGAAGGUCAUAUUACAGAAAGUGUUCCUGCAGAGAACUCAGACAACAGGAUGGGACAAAAUAAAUACUCCGUGCCAAAGCUUAAUCCUAAACUUCACCGUUUUCCUGCCUGCAUUGUCUGGACUCCUCUUCCAAUGUUGACGUGGAUUUUUCCAUUCAUUGGCCAUAUGGGGAUUGCUGACACUGAUGGCAUUAUUCAUGAUUUUGCUGGUCCCUACCAUGUGAGUGAAGACAACAUGGCAUUUGGUUGGCCUACUAAGUACUGGCAGCUUGAUCCCUACAAAGCACAAGGCGGUCCGGAGGCAUACAACAAGAUGCUCUUCACAGCAUCCCAGGAGUACAGGAAUAGAAUGCAUAACCUGUGCUGUGACAACUGCCACUCCCAUGUAGCUAUGGCUCUCAACCUGAUGCUGUAUGAAAAUUCAUCGCACUGGAAUAUGGUCAAACUUUGCUUCUUAAUGCUUGUCCACAGCAGAUACGUCAGUUUUUGGGCGUUCCUGAAGACGUGGCUUCCGUUUAUGGUAAUUGUUUCAUGCAUUGUCACCUUCACGUUGGUUCUGUGAAACACCAGAAACGCCAAGCGUGCUAAGGCCCCCUCUCACCUGAAGCAGCUAUACCUAGUGAACUAGGGCUGCGUGACAAGAACAUCAUGCACCGACAAACAUUUUGAUGUGUGCAUUUCCAGACAAAUUUUGGCAAUGUAUUGUGGAAGAAAGGCUCGUUAGUAUUUGGUGCGGAUGCGCCAUCUUUAUUAUUAUUAUUGAUGUGCUUGUCUCUAUUUGUGUUUGUUGCAGGUAUGCUAUUGUCGAUUAGUAUAAAUCUAGUGUGUUGCCGCUUAACUGCGGUUGUUAUAUUUACAUGGUAACAAAUGUUCCUAUGAUCAAAGACAGAAUAUUUAGGCACUAGAAGUUUUCUUGAGUAUUUCAUUUUUUCUCAUUAGCACGCAGCCCAAUGAGGCUUAUAUUUGCUUCUGAAGACUAAACAUUCUACCACAACAGGAAACUCGUUAUCACCACCAAUAACGCGUCAUCAUUCAUCAAGAACGUUAUUCAUUUACCUACCCAUUCCACGUCGCUUUAGUGUAAGUAUAUAACUUCUCGUGUAUAUUUUACGUGCAAUAUAUAUUAAUAAAUGUUAUGCUACCUGA